GUAUUCAUUCUUUGAAAAAAAAUGCAAAUGUCCGCAAAAAUAAUAAAAUGGUCAUUUUGACUUUUAAUUUUAAUACUAAUCAUGGUGAAUAAACUUAAUAAGAACGCUAUACAAGCUCAUAAUGACAGUUUAAGAGGAUUGAACGGGUUUCUACAACUGGAUCUCUCGUAAUAAUGUUCAUGCUGUGGUGCAUGCUACUUAUGUUAACAGACAUUAGUGGUAUGUAACAUAAAUCAGAAGUGGAAUGCCUGUCAAGAGAAGGUUGAGAAGAUUUAAUUGAGGAGGACAGAAGGGGAGACAGAAAGUGAUUGUAAUAAUGACGAAAUUGAAAGGAGCAUGAAGCAUGUAAAAGAACAACUGGUGGAUGUGCGAAUCAGAUAUUUGAUAUAUGGUUUUCAAAUAUUUCACAAAAUCACUCAGUAGUUUGACAUUAGAUAGUAAAUUCAGUUAACUCCACCGUCGUGUUCGUCCACUGCAAUUCCACUAUUUUCAGUUCAUAAUAACACUCUACACAAUAAUUAUCUCAACGACACCACUUAUUCCUCACAAAAUUAUAAAUAAUUCUUAAAUUAAUCCUUGUGCUUCGUUUAAGUGGUAAAAAGAUUUUAUCACAAUCCAUAAUACACAUAGAAUUUUUCUUAUCUCAGACUUAGAGCGUUGCAUGGUUGUCCGAAAAUAAGUUAUGAUUCAAAACUGGCUAGUGAUUCUCAAAAGUGGGCUGAACACUUGGCUUCAAUAAAUUGUAUGCAGCAUAGUAAAGCAGAUGGAUACGGUGAAAAUUUAGCAUUUCAAAUGUCUACGGCCGGUGCAUCACUGAAUGGUCGUGAAGUAACUCGAAAUUGGUACGAUGAAAUUAAGCAACAUGAUUUCAAUGGACAAAAUCAACCUGGGACAGGACAUUUUACUCAAGUAAUUUGGAAGUCAACUAAUAAAGCAGGAUUCGGUUCUGCAUUCUCCAAAGAUGGAAAGAAAGUGUACGUAGUGGGACGUUACAAACCAGCCGGAAAUAUAAUUGGUUAUUAUGCAGAUAAUGUACCGAAACCAAAGAAAGCGCCUCCACCAAGAGAUGAAUUUAAUAAAAUACCAGAAAGUAAAUGUUCAAUAUUGUAACUUGUAUCUGGAUUCGAUCAGUUGUUAAGUACACGUUAUUAAUAAAUGGAUCACGAUCAAAAUAUGACUACUCAUUUAAAACAAAAUAAUAUAUAUAUAUAUAUAUAAGUAUCAGUUGACUUUCUUUCACAAUAAAUGAAGAUUUAUAAUAUGAUGAAAUGAAUACUUAAUAUAUCUGUUUGUUUAAUGAAUUCCUUUAUACAUAUUAUUAAAAGUUUAUUUUCUCAUGA
Molecule: messenger RNA, 1340 nt
Organism: Schistosoma intercalatum
Lineage: Eukaryota; Metazoa; Platyhelminthes; Trematoda; Strigeidida; Schistosomatidae
Source: the annotation of a GenBank genome assembly